Messenger RNA from Phyllotreta striolata, 3771 nucleotides. The record is from the annotation of a GenBank genome assembly. Lineage: Eukaryota; Metazoa; Arthropoda; Insecta; Coleoptera; Chrysomelidae.
UUGACAUAUAGAUAUUUCCGAAUUUGAAAACCACUUUUAAAAUAGCGUCAAACGGAAUUAAAACAAAGAAAAACGACUGUGUUUUUUUGAAUUACUAAACACACGAAAUUCCAUUGAAACGAUACCAAACAGGACGAAAUCCGAUCCGGCAUUAAAUCGCUUCGUUUCCAUCGAAGAUCGAGAAUCGCCUGCCAUGAUUGAUUUUAGCGUCAUUUCGAUACGGUCGAAAUAAAACGGUUUUAAAGCGAAAUGGACGGGAAAAGGGAUUUACAAACGGUAUAAAAUUACGAGAGCAUUUUAAUAUUAUCAAGGAAAUCGUGGAGAAAAUACGCAGAAUAAUGUUUCUUUGUUGUCCAGUUUAUCAGAAACGACCUUGAAGAAAUGUCUGCGUGAAACCUAACCUCACAAAAAAGUGUUUGUUUACAUCUACACCAGUUACAAGAAAAACACGUUAAAAUUAGCGAAAACGACGGAUUUUUACCAUGUAAAUCACACACAGAGUACUCAGGAUGGUGGUGGACUUGUCUAGCAGACCUUUUCAAACGAAAAUGCAACCGGCCGGUAUGAACAUGAACCCGAAGGAGCUCUCCGAGAACGAUGACAUCGCCACUUCCUUGGUACUGGACCCCUAUUUGGGGUUCACCACGCACAAAAUGAACACCAGGUUCAGGGCGCCGAAGGCCAACAUCAGCGAGCUCAAGAGCAUCGUGGAAGAAUUUGUGAAAAAUCAAAAUUACGAUAGGACUUUCGAGAGGAUUUCCAAAGGCGAAUGGUGGCCGAGGAUUAAGUUUAAAGUGCACCACAAGAAAUUAGAAGAUCACAUCUAUCGUUAUCUCAGAGUGUUCGAUAAAGAAUCCGGUUUCAUGAUAGAACCCUGCUACAGGUACUCGUUAGAAGGGCAAAUCGGGGCCAAAAUCUCCUCUACGAGGAAAUGGUACAAAAACGACAAAAUCGAACGACUAGUAGGUUGUAUAGCAGAACUCACCGAAGAAGAGGAAAAACAAUUAUUGCAUCCCGGAAAAAACGAUUUUUCCGUAAUGUACAGCUGCAGGAAGAAUUGCGCACAACUUUGGUUAGGCCCAGCGGCGUACAUAAACCACGAUUGCCGGGCGAAUUGCAAGUUCGUGGCGACGGGGCGCGACACCGCCUGCGUUAAGGUCCUGCGAGACAUCGAAAUCGGCGAGGAGAUCACCUGCUUCUACGGCGAGGACUUCUUCGGCGACAAGAACUGCUACUGCGAGUGCGAGACGUGCGAACGACGCCGCACCGGCGCCUUCGCCAACGAGACCGAUCAGAAAGAAGAGAACGGCUACAAGCUCAGAGAGACGGAUAAUCGCAUAAACAGGACCAAAGUGAAAUCGAAAUCGCAAUCGCAGGGCAACCACGGCGUUAGUAUACAGGGCAACAAUCGUCAGAACGGCAAACUUAAAUUAGAUACGAUAAUCAGCCCGUUGAGUAUGAAAGAAUUGCGCAGCAAAGGCCUGACGAAGUACGACGCGGAGUUGCUGAUAGCGCAGGGUUGCCAGUUCUCCGACAUGAACGAGUACCGCAAGCGUAUGGCGAACAAGCGGAACGGCGACGGCAAGAAGAACCGCGGCCGGAACAGGAGCAAAGAGUCUGUGAUAGGCGAGGAGAGCGCGACGACGGCGACGGCGGUGAGCACGAGGGCGUCGCGGAUGCAACGACGGCAGGCGAGACGGGCGAAUUUCGAACUGAUGGGCAGCACCGCCACGAGGACGGUGUCGUCGCGAUCGAAUUUGCUGGACGAUUUGCACAGCAACGCGAGCAGUUGCCCGAGCACGUUCAGCGACACCGAGCCGGGCUACGAUGCUUCCUCUCUACACCACAAUAGUAUUAAUUCGUUAGAUGCGAUGGAAAAAACGCCGGGCAUAACGUUGCGCAGCCACAAAUGCCUGCGGGAUCCGACGCCCGAAAUGGCGACGCCCUGUAUACCUUUAGAAGACCAGCCGCCGGCUAAGUUGCAUUCGCAGUUAAGGCAGGUCGAUUGCAAUCAAAACGGUAUGACGGAUAUCGAGGAGAACGACGUCGUUUCGAGGAAGAACCAUCGCAGAAAAGAAGAGGCGUCGAUCGAUAACGGUACGGCGGGCGUCGCGAAAUCGUUUGGCGGUCACGAGAACGACGACGAGAAGAGCGAUAUAUACGAAUUUAACGACGACGAAACGAACGAGAACGUUGUAGUUUUGCGGAAAAAUAAAGCCGUACCGGAUAAUAAUAAUGACGGUUCGAAUUCGAGAGAAAAGUCUGAUGAAACCGAAAUUACUGCCGCGGAGACCAAAAACGAUAACGAAAUCAAUGAAAGACCACCGACGUGUGUUCAAGCAGAGCAAAAGACUCCGGAGAAGUGCGGCCGUUUGAAGUUGACGUUGCGCAUGAAGCGCAGCCCCGUCUUGGACGAAGUCAUCGAAUCGGGGCACGGCAUCGGCGACGAGAGCAGCCCGUACUUCGAGCCCGAAUACGAGGUGUUGCGCGUCGAAGGCGUCGAAAGCGACGGUCGCGACGCCGACGACGACGCCCCUGCGGGCGCGAACGGUCCGGACGGCAUUAACGAAACGGUGGAUUCGCCGUCUCGGACGCCCACCAAGUUCCCGUCGCACAGGAAGAAACGGCACAAAUCGAAGACGAAAAAGCGCGGGAAGCGCGCCAGGUCCGACGAUAGUGACAAACUGUUGCCCAGGUUGCAAAUGAAACGUUUGAAAUUGAAAUUCGGUAACGAAAGUCACACUAUAGAUAUAGAUAUACCGUCCACUAGCGAUGAUAAUUAUCGAAUGUGAUGUGGGGGGCGGUGUCGAGUCAAUAAUGGUAGUAAAUUAGAAGGAUUAUUUGCUUGUAAACCAACAAAUUCUUUAGUUUUAUUUUAGUUAUUAUUCGAAUUAAGCGAGCAGUCCUUCUAACGUAUUGAUCUAUUUAACUUGCAUUCUUUACGUAAAUCGGUUGCAGGGGCGUAAGGGUCGAAAUUACUCCUCCUUUGCGCUAAAUUUAGAUUCCUAUUAUAAUUUUUUUACGCCCCCAGCCGCCCCUGUACGCGUAACUUUACAACUAACCUAAUGUGAUUUGUUUAUCGUAUGACGAUAUAAUUAUCAUUUUGAAUAAUUAUGUAAUACUCAUUCGUCGCGCCGUUAGGACAAUUCGUGUAUAAAAUAUUUAAAAUCUUUAUAGGUGUGCUACAACAAAAGUUAUUUCCAUAUUCCAUUGUUUAAUUGAAUCUAACGACUAAUUGCAGUUGGAUUUUCACCGUUCAAAAUGAAUUCAUCGUCCUAUCGAUAGACUAAAAUGUAACGCAGUAUUCUGUUUUUUUUUGCAAUAUGUAUAAUUUAUGCGGAUUUUUAAACGAAAUGUGAUUUUAUUUCGUACUAGAGGCGAUUUCCAUUACUCACAAUUAAAAUUCGUGCUGGAUUUUUUGCGUAAACAACAAAUUGUUCAUUUACAGCGUUUUAAUAUCACGAUUCUAAUUCGUUUGUUCCAAGGGAAAGGUCCGGAACAAUUCGGUACAGUUCAGAACCGUUUAGAAUAUCCUAUUGGAACAAACCUCGAUAUUUUAAUAGAGCAUGUUCAAGGGGGGGAUUUAAGACUAAUUUAUUUAUUUUUAGUUUAAUCAAUUAUCCUUGUAUAGUAUCAAUUUUGAAGACUUUAGAUAAAUAAAUGUAGUAACAAUUUAAUUACGAAAAUUCAUGUAAAUACUUACUUUAUUUAUUUUUUACUUGCGAAUAAUUAUCGGAAAAUUGUGUAUAAAUGUUUUUAAUAUGUUUCGAG